UUGGGGGAGGUGGCGGGGGUUGCUGCUGAGGGGAGGUGGAGCGGGAUUGCGAGCGGCCGGGUGUGAAGCGGCGACGACGACUACUACCAACACCGCCAGCGGCGGGAAGAAGCUACCGCCACUAUGGCCGUGUCGGAGAGUCAGCUGAAGAAAAUGCUGAGCAAGUACAAAUAUAGAGAUUUGACAGUUCAGGAAACUAUCAGCGUUAUUGCCCAGUAUAAAGAUCUUAAACCUGUAAUGGAUGGCUAUGUUUUUAAUGAUGGUUCAUCAAGAGAAUUGAUGAGCCUUACUGGUACUAUUCCUGUAAGUUACAGAGGCAACACCUACAAUAUUCCAAUAUGUCUGUGGCUACUGGAUACAUAUCCAUUCAAUCCCCCAAUCUGUUUUGUUAAGCCAACUAGUACAAUGACAAUUAAAACUGGCAAACAUGUUGAUGCAAAUGGAAAGAUUUAUCUUCCAUAUCUUCAUGAAUGGAAACAUCCACAGUCAGAUUUGAUAGGAUUGAUUCAAGUUAUGAUCGUUGUGUUUGGAGAGGAACCUCCAGUAUUUUCGCGGCCUACUAUUUCAGCAGCCUAUCCACCUUAUCAAGCAACAGGACCACCAAACACUUCCUACAUGCCAGGUAUGCCAAGUGGAAUAUCUCCUUUUCCCCCCGGACCGCCUCCUAACCCAAGUGGCUACCCAAGCUAUCCUUAUCCUCCACCUGCUGGACCAUUUCCAGCAACAACUAGCACACAGCACUAUCCUUCUCAGCCUCCUGUAACCACUGUAGCAGAUGGCAGAAGAAAGCAGAAACAGGUAUGGAUUUGUGGUCAUUCUUAUGUUUUCUGGGCAGAAAAACGAGCACUUGAAAGAAGCUUUGGCCCACAGUUGGGCAUUCGACUUGAAGAUGGCAAAUUACACUGGCUAGGAAAGAGUGGAAUGACAUGGGAUCAGUUAAUACCAACACUAUUGCAUACACGACGACGUUUGCCAGAUCCUGAUGUGCUGGUGAUCCAUCUAGGAGGAAAUGAUCUAGGAACAGAUAGCAAUAUGACUCUCAUACACCGAAUGAAGAAAGAUUUAGGAUAUCUUAAGCAAAUAUUCAAGAAUAGCAUUCUGGUGUGGUCUGAUAUUGUGCCCCGUAAAGUAUGGAACCAAGAACUGCCCGCUUUCUUGAUGGAGAAAAGCAGGAGAAAGGUCAACCAAGCAAUUGGCCGUUUUAUCUAUGAUAUUGGAGGAACUGUGAUCAGACACGAUACACUUGUACUACAGUCUCCUGGAUUGUUCCAUCUAAAUGGCGUUCUCUUGUCUGAAAGUGGCACAGACAUCUUCAACCUGGACUUAAUGGGUGUUUUGGAGACUUUGGUUUGAAUUUUGCUUUGGAGGAAGAAUGUAUGAUGAGAGUGCAGUUUUAACAAGUAUGGAAACUUUCCAAUAAAGUUAGAACUUUGUACACAGCAUGGCAAAAAUCAAUUAACAAGGUAGGGGUAAUGCCCUGUUUAUAUGGUAAUAGAUAUUGAUUGGUAAUGUGGUAGUCUUUUGCACUGCUCUAAGUUGCUUCAAAGACAAUAUUUGUCCAUAUAUUGUAACUGUAUUGGAAGUUUUUGUUUUGUUUGUUGCUGUUUUUUAAUUGAUUUAUAUUCAUUUCUGAUGUUUGCUUAGAGACACUGCCAAACAAUUUAAUUCCUUGACUGAUUUUUAAUCCCUAAAGUGCUCAGGAAAUACACCAUGAUAUUAACAUAAUGGGUUUAUAUCGGUAGGAUGGGACUACUGGUGGUUAUUGGGUGCCAUCAGAAUCGGUACUUAAUAUUGCAGUUUUAAAUUCAGCAGCCUGUAACUUUAAAAGAAACAAGGCUAAUUUAAAUCCAUAAACAAAUAAUCUGAGACUCUAGUUUUCCUUUGCCACACAUGGCUGGAAAUAUAUCACAGGUGUCAACACCUUUAGCACUGGUGUGAUUUUCUGUAACCUACCAUAUAUUGAGUGGCUCAAUAUAUAUAACGUGGCUGGCUUAAUGAUCUUUAUUUUAAGCAAAAAAAAUGUGCCUAUACCUUCCACUCCUGCUCAUCACCUUUUCUUUUCUGCCAGUUUUAUUCCUGAUCUUUCUAGACUGGGUAUGGACGAAGUGUGGCCUAUAAGGCACAUGCCCCUUUGCAGGCCAGUGUGUAGCACCAGUAUCUCUGCUUUCCAGGCCCCCAACAUUUAUUGUACAAAAUCAUAUCAUAAAACAACCAAAAACUCAGUAAGGGUGGAAAAAGUGCAAAACUUCCUGGUGCUUCCUAGAGGGCUCCAGGUAACUUUUUGAACUAAUUUUUUUAGUGAGAGGGAUGUUGGAGCCAGGGAAGCUGCACUGUGAGGAUUUUUU
Pogona vitticeps (central bearded dragon) is the source of this 2345-nucleotide messenger RNA. It is a transcript of the gene TSG101, whose product is annotated as tumor susceptibility 101. Gene Ontology annotation, molecular function: ubiquitin binding. Gene Ontology annotation, biological process: protein transport; protein modification process; endosome to lysosome transport. Gene Ontology annotation, cellular component: ESCRT I complex. The record is from RefSeq and is a predicted model, not a curated record. NCBI's taxonomy places the organism in Eukaryota, Metazoa, Chordata, Lepidosauria, Squamata, Agamidae.